Molecule: messenger RNA, 3286 nt
Organism: Paramecium octaurelia
Lineage: Eukaryota; Ciliophora; Oligohymenophorea; Peniculida; Parameciidae
Source: the annotation of a GenBank genome assembly
AUGAUUGAAUUGCAAGAGACUAAUCCAAAAGAGGAAAUCGAUUUUGGGUAAGGAUUGCAUCACUAUUUGAUAGAUAAUCCACCUUGGAAUAUUAGGGUGAGUAUGAUGAUCAAUAUAAACUAACAGCAAUCUAUUAUAGGAUCAACAAAUGCAAAUAGAUCAUUUAUUAUGUUUUGCUAAUUCUAACUCUUGGAUUAUUGUAUUUAUUUCAAAGAUGGUUUAUAAAUUUGAGAUUGUUUCUAUUGUAAGCUUAAAUCAUGUAAAAAGAUUUGAAAAAUGUGAAUUUGGUACAAUGACACAUGUUUUAGUGAUCAAGACCAAAAACAUAAUUCCAAUUGCAGAUGAUCAAUUGUGUGAAGUUACCGUUGUGUAGGAUCAUCCCUUCUCUAAAAAUGCUAGAGUCUUCAAUUAUGAACUUAGCGAUUACUACAUUGAUACAUAUACAAAAGCAUUGGUUUAGAUGAGAAACUCAUUCUCUCAGUACACACAAGAACGGAUCUGCAAUAUGAAAGGCCUCUCAGAGUUGACCACUGUUUAUGGAGACAAUAUUAUGGAAAUACCAAUCAAACCAAUUCCACUCCUCCUACUUGAUGAAAUAUUAACACCCUUCAAUAUCUUUUAAUUUAGUGCUUUGGCAUUGUGGGCUUACGAUGACUAUUUAAAUUACUCUCUCUUCAUUUUAGCAAUUACAAUCAUUUAAAUUGGAAUCGAACUGAGAGAUGUAAGAUAAAAUUUAUUAAAAAUCUAAAAAAUGAUUAGAUACAACGUAGAUGUUAAAGUAAUUAGAAAUAAUACUUAAGUAACCAUUCAAUCAAAAUAAUUGAUCCCAGGUGAUCUAUUAAUAAUUGAAGGUCAUACUAAACUUAGUUGUGAUUGUAUCCUAAUUGAAGGAAAUUGUGUCAUGAAUGAGGCUGUCUUGACAGGGGAGAGUGUGCCAAUUAACAAGUCUAGUUUGGAAAAGAAUGAAUUAAUAUUUUAAUAGAAAGGAAAUGAAAAUAAAAUGUUAUUUUGUGGUACUACUUGUCUAAGAAGUUAUUCACAAAACGGUGAACUUGCUAAAGCUAUUGUUUAUCAAACUGGAUUCCAAACAUUAAAAGGCAGUCUGGCUAGAUCAAUAAUGUUCAAUAGAACUCAAACCUUUAGCUUUUAUAGAGACUCCUUAAGAUAUCUAUUUGUAUUAGCCACUUUAGGAUUGAUAUAAGCAAAUAUUACAAUUAUGAUAAGUGGUGCUCAAGGGGUUGCUCUUGGAGAGAGCAUAAUAAAUGCAUUAGAAAUCAUAACUAUAAUAGUUCCUGCCACAUUACCCACUGCUUUAGGAGCUGGUAUCAGUCUUGCUUUGAAGAGGUUGGAGGACAAAUGUAUUUAGUGCGUAAAACCUGACAAGAUCAAUGUGGCUAGCAAAGUUAAUUUAGUAGCCUUUGAUAAAACAGGCACACUUACUGAAUUAGGACUUGAUGUUUUAGGAUGUAGAGAAAUUAAGGACAUUGGGUUCAAUAAACUAUAGAUGAUUAAAGAUGUGAGCGAACAGUUUAAUGAGUGCAUGGGCAUUUGCCAUUCAUUAUCAAUAAUAAAUAAUGAGAUUAUGGGAGAUCCAAUUGAUCUCUGUAUGUUUUAAGAGACAGGAUGGGAGUUAGUGGAGGAGAGUAAAAUAAGGAAAGGAGGGAAAGAGGUAUCAGCGUUAAAGAGAUUUGAUUUCUAAGCAGAGUUAUAAAGAAUGUCAGUCAUAACAAAUCAAAAUAUAUUAUAUUGUAAAGGAUCGCCUGAAUAGAUUAAGACCAUCUGUGCCAAUGUUCCUACUAAUUACAAUAUUAUGUUGUAAAGGUACAGUAGUUAGGGAUUCAGAAUAAUCGCUUGUUGCUUUAGAGAUGUUUCACAUUUGAAUAUGCAAUAGUUGCAUAAGAGAGAGAUCUAUGAACAGAAUAUGAUGUUCUUAGGAUUUCUGAUUUUUGAAAACAAAUUAAAAGCAGAAACUCAGGCUACAAUACUGAGUUUAAAGCAGUGCAACAUCAGGUCUAUUAUGGUGACAGGUGAUAAUCCAUACACUGCCAUUAACAUAGGGUUAUAGUGCAAUAUUUUAGAUCAAAAUAGUAGAAUCUUUUUGGGAUCCCUAAAUGACGGAGUGCUAUAAUGGAAUGAGAUUAUGUAAUUGAAAACAGAUAAAGCUGAUGAGAAUAGAAGUUGUUAUAGUUUAGAUUCACAACAAGUACAGAAUAUAGAAACCAAUGAAAUUAUGAAGUUGAGUUGUCACUUUUAAUUAGCAAUAACUGGGUAAGUUUUUGAACAUUUGUAAUACUAAUAUGCUGCAUUAUUGGAUAAUCAACAAUUGAUAUUGAAUCUAUUAUAAAAAACGUACAUUUACUCAAGAAUGAAGCCUAACAACAAAGGAGACCUUAUGCUGCUUUUGAGACAAGACAUUUUGAACUUUAUUGCUUUUUGUGGAGAUGGCACUAAUGACACUUGUGCUUUGAGAUAGGCAGAUGUUGGUUUAGCUUUGUCAUUGGAGGAUGCUUCUUUGGCAUCACCAUUUACAAGCACUAUUUUCAACAUUUCAAACAUUAUCAAUUUAAUUAAGGAAGGAAGAGCUUGCUUAGUUACGUGUGUAGAAUGUUUCAAAUUUAUGACUUUGUACUCAUGCAUUUAAUCUGUUGCUGUAUUGUAAUGCUAUUUUUAUGAUACCGACUUCACUUAAGUCUAAUAUCUUUAUUAAGAUCUCUGGUUGAUAAUCCCACUAGCAUUUACGAUGGAUUUAACUAAAUCAUAUCACAAAUUGGCCAAUUAUAGACCAAUAAGCAAUUUGAUCUCGUUGCCAGUCCUAUCUUCUGUCUGUGUCAUUGUUUUCAUGUCCUUCCUUGCUUAAAUCAUUAUGCAUCAAAUACUGAAAAAUUAAGAAUUCUAUCAAUAGAUCAAAAUAGAACUGGUUAAUAAAGACUAUUACAUGCAGCCCAAUUAUAUCAAUUCGAUACUUCUUAUAACUUCCAGCACUGAAAUCUUGGCUGUGGCCAUAGCAUACACUUAGGGACCCCCAUUUAGAUAGUCCAUUCUCAAGAAUAUCUAUUAUAUGAUAGUGAUAUGUUUUGGGAUAGCCGGAUAAAUCAUAUUAAUAUUCUUCCCAAAUUUAAUUGGAUUCUUAAGUUUAGAGGUUGAAUUCCCGACAGAUUUCAAAAUUUAUAUACUAAUUGUAAACAUAAUAGUUGGAAUUUCAAUUAUAUUGUAUGAGAAACUUGUAACUGCCAAAAUGAACUAGAAGUACGCAGAAGUAGAAAUUAAUCUAGGAAAUCAAAAUUGA